AUGAUGCCUUUUGGGCUAAAAAAUGUGGGGGCUACAUACCAAAAAAUGGUGACCAUUGUGUUUCGAGCUCAGAUCGGUAGAAAUUUCUAGGUCUAUAUGGUCAACAUAGUGGUCAAGAGCCUUAAAGCUGAAGAUCAUCUAACUGACUUAGCCAAGACAUUCGACAACUUAAGGAAGCAUAACAUGAGAUUGAAUCCUGCGAAAUGUGUCUUCGGCAUCAAAUUAGGCAAGUUUCUAGGGUUUAUGGUCUCUCGGAGGGGAAUAGAGGUCAACCCUGAGAAGAUCAAGGCGAUAGAAGAAAUGAAGCCCUCAAAGUCAGUUAAAGAUGUACAACGUUUAACUAGACGAGUUGCAGCUUUGUAUAGGUUCAUCUCUAAAUCAGCAGACAAAUGCCUACCUUUCUUCAAGGUUUUGAGAUUCAUAACUCAGAAAGAUGAAGUAGGAAAACUAAAGUUUAAAUGGACUCUGCAGUGCCAAGCAGCAUUUGAUGAGCUUAAGAGAUACCUCAGUUUGCCACCUUUGUUGACCAAAGUUGAGGAGGGGGAGAUCCUUUACCUCUACCUUGAGAUGAAUUCAAAUGUUGAAACAGAGUUGUGGACCCUCAAUGUUGAUGGGUCGUCUAACAACAAAAGGACAGGGUCAGUUCAUGUUGAAGUCCUUAGUGAGUUGAGCUUCCAAAAGCUGAGGACAAUGGAGAUCAACUCUAACCUAGGAACUCCCAAUUGGAUAGACAUUAUCAGAGCAUACCUCCAAGAUGGCACUGUCCCAGAUGACAAGCAAGAGGAGAUGAAAUUGCGAGCAAGGCAUCUUAGUAUACUCUAGUUGGUGGUACACUAUACAUGAGGUCAUAUUCGCUCCCUCUUCUUCGCUGUUUGACUUCGUACGAAGCUGAGUAUGCCUUUUGUAAGGUACAGAAAGGUGUAUGUGGGAGCCAUGUGGGAACUCAAACUUUGACUCAUAAGGUACUUUGACAGGGAUACUAUUGGCCUAACAUGCAACAGGAUGUAAAGCAGUUUGUGUAGAGGUGCCAAAAAAAGCCAAUUCUUUGC
This is a messenger RNA of Rubroshorea leprosula, 1049 nucleotides long. Lineage: Eukaryota; Viridiplantae; Streptophyta; Magnoliopsida; Malvales; Dipterocarpaceae. The record is from the annotation of a GenBank genome assembly.